AUGAAACGGAUGACGGAAGUUGCCGCUGAGUCCGAGAGCCUCGUGUUGGCCUGUCCACCACGUCCCGAAGGCAGAUGGUACAUUCUGCUUCAACCUUCGUGCCUCAGGAUAUCCGUGUCUGACCACGCCACACUUCGCACACUCACACUACGCAUGCAGUCCGAGGCUCAUACAGCAUUAUUCAACGAAGACAUCCUUCGCGAGGUUGCUCAACAUUUUCGAACUUCUCGCCGAGAGGAUGUGAAUGCGCUUGGCCGCAUGGCACUGGUAUGCAGAGCAUUUUCUGAUCCAGCUCUAGAUGUGUUGUGGAGGAACCUUGAAAGCCUCCUUCCGCUACUCAACAUCCUAGCAAUUUCUGUGGACCUUGCCGAUCACGCUGGUGAUGUCAAACCGCCGAUGCGCCAGGCUUCCUUGACGUGUAUAUCUGACGCGCAGUGGAAUAGGUUUCGUUCUUAUGCCCGCCGUGUACGUUCGGUCCAAAUCCACCGGUACAUGGAGACUUUGCAUUCUCCAGUGAUAGCGCAGCUGGCCACCCGGUCGUGCGGAGAACCUCUGCUCCCUUCAUUGGUUUCUUUGCAGUUCGAUCUAAUCUCGGCUAAAUCUGUGUCCGAAAUCCUGGCCUUCCUAUCCCCAUUACUCCACGAUGUCACGUUGCAGGUUGGGUCGUGGGGUCUGGAUACAUCCUUCGUCACAGAUAUUGGUCGCGAUUUUGUCUUCGCCUUGCGCUGUGCAGCUUCGUCUCUGCGCCACCUGACGUUGGAACGUUUUGACGAUCCCGACUUUAUGACUCAUACGGAUUUCACCCCAUUCAGCGAACUGCAAACUCUCGACAUCGGGCGGUGUGUCGCUUCCUUUUCUGUCCUCUCGGCUUGUGCAAAGAUGAGCUCUCUCAUCACCUUGGACAUCGGUCUCAAGGGAUUGACAGUAGAAGACAUCAAGCGCUGCCAUGGAUUUCCUGUUUUGGAGAAUCUGUCGGUUCACAGUCACCCUUCCCAAGCUACUGCCCUUCUGCCCAUGUUGUCGACCACCGUAUUGCGUUCGUUCACGUAUAUCGAUCAGGCCUAUCAUGAUAGGUUUUUACGAGCACGACAGGAUCUUGGCAACUAUCGCGUCAUGCUCGCCGCCCUUCAUUCUAAGUCUGCAGCAACGAUCCGUGGCGUGUACUUCACUAUUGCAGUCUUCGAUGAUGUCAGUACUCCAUCAUUGAUGAGUGUCAUCGAUCCUCUCCUAGACUUCCGUGUGCUCGAAGAGCUCCGCAUCGAUUCCUCGCUUGCAGUAUCAGUAACGAGCGACGACGUGUGUCGAAUGGCGUUUUCGUGGCCCAAUAUCCAGACACUCGAUUUCUCGGUAUAUCAAGGGUCCGUUUCACCUUCGGUCUAUAGCCUGACCGAAUUCGCUCAGUGGUGUCCCUACCUGAUAUUCCUGAAACUCCCCGGACUUGACCCUCGUCCUGCACUGCCUCCAGAGUCGGAAUGGGUUUCCACCUCUUCUUGCUCUUUAAAAGGGCUCUGUGUGACGGGCCGCAAUAAUGUGUCCUUGGAUGCACAUUACGAGCAUGGCCAUUCUAUCGCAGUGGCUCACUUUCUGAACCAUCUCUUCCCCAACAUGACGAUGGAGCACUGUGUUGGGAAAGAGUGGACAGAUAUCAAUGCGGUCCUAGAAAUUCUUCAGGAUGCAGCAAGAAGAGGAUAUAGUGGAAAGCAAUCAUCAUAG
Molecule: messenger RNA, 1713 nt
Organism: Sparassis crispa
Lineage: Eukaryota; Fungi; Basidiomycota; Agaricomycetes; Polyporales; Sparassidaceae
Exons: 4
Coding region: 1-1713 (570 amino acids)
Source: RefSeq, a predicted model, not a curated record